UAUCCUAGCAGCCUACAACCCCACAAUGCAAUGAAUAAUUGCAUUAUUGUUUUCAAGUGAGUACACAAUUCUACUCUAGGCUGCAGUGAAAAUGUAUUUAGAAAAAAAGCGCAAUAGCCCUGUGAUUUGAAUGUUUCAUUCCAUUUGGAUCAGUGGGUGGGUCUACUCUCAACAGUUUAUAUGAUCUAGAAAGGCACAAUAGCUGGCCAGCCUGGCUGUAUUUAAAAAAAAUCUUCUGAUACUGAGAUACGCUGUCUGUUGCAGAUCAUCAUAUGCUUCUGACAGGCCCAGUUAUUCAGGAAAGCUUCAAGCCCCCUCUGCCUCCUCUCCAAUCCGAGCAGCUAUACCUCAAGCACCUAGAACCUAACACUUCAUUAUAGCCUAACUAUUUAUCAUUUCACUUUUUAAACACAACCAGUCACAAUGUUUUCGUCUGCUUAGGCUACAUCAAAUGUAUCCUGUAGACAUGCGCACAUUCAUCCAAAACAUAAUUCCAGCAUCCUCAGAAUGGCUUGACAUCCAGUUUUAAUGCGAGUAAAGUCGUACCAUAUAAAAUAAUCAUGACAGCUGUGAUGGAAACAGGAGGUUUCGGUACAAUAAUAUGAAUGCCAACAGAUCAUUUGAUCGCUAGACAUGGUGGGAUCUUUUUGCGUCGAUAAAAGCUAUUAUGCGAGAAAUGGAGGUUGGAAAACGCCUUUAUGUGAACAUAUCGAUAUCACAACUAGAGGUUGUCGAUUCAUUGGAAUGGACGAUUUUUUUUAUAUAUAUAUAUAUAUAUAUUUAGACCUUUUAUUUAACUAGGCAAGUCAGUUAAGAACACAUUCUUAUUUUCAAUGACGGCCUAUGAACUGUGGGUUAACUGCCUUGUUCAGGGGCAGAACAACAGAUUUUCACCUUGUCAACUGAGGGGUUGCAAUCUUGCAACCGCACAGUUAACUAGUCCAACGCUCUAACCAUUGCACUCCACGAGUAGCCUGCCUGUUACGCGAAUGUAGUAGAAGCCAAGGUAAAUUGCUAGCUAGCAUUAAACAUAUCUUAUAAAAAACAAUCAAUCAUAAUCACUAGUUAUAACUACUGAUCCAAUUUAGCAGGCAAUAUUAACCAGGUGAAAUUGUGUCAUUUAUCUUGCGUACAUUGCACCCAGAGUCAGGGUAUAUGCAACAGUUUGGGCUGCCUGGCUCAUUGCGAACUAAUUUGCCAGAAUUUUACGUAAUUAUGACAUACAUUGAAGGUUGUGCAAUGUAACAAGAAUAUUUAGACUUAGGGAUGCCACCCGUUAGAUAAAAUACCGAACGGUUCCGUAUUUCACUGAAAUAAUAAACGUUUUGUUUUCGAAAUGAUAGUUACCGGAUUCGAUCAUAUUAAUGACCAAAGGCUCAUAUGUAUGUGUGUUAUUAUGUUAUAAUUAAGUCUGAUUUGAUAGAGCAGUCGGACUGAGCAGCAACAGGCCCGUAAUCAUUCAUUCAAACAGCACUUUCGUGUUUUGCCAGCAGCUCUUCGCAAGCACAGCGAUGUUUUUGACUUCAAGCCUAUCAGCCUAAUGGCUGGUGUAACCAAUGAGAAAUGGCUAGCUAGUUAGCUGGGUGUGCGCUAAUACUGUUUCAAACGUCACGCGCUUUUAGAUUUGGAGUAGUUAUUCCCCUUGCGCUGCAAGGGCCGCUGCUUUUGUGAAGCGAUGGGUAACGAUGCUUCGAGUGUGGCUGAUGUCUAUGUGUUUCUGGUUCGAGCCCAGGUAGGGGCGAGGAGAGGGACGGAAGCUAUACUGUUACACUGGCAAUACUAUAGUGCCUGUCAGAACAUCCAAUAGUCAAAGGUAUAUGAAAUACAAAUGGUAUAGAAAAAAAUUGUCCUAUAAAUACUAUAUUAACUACAACCUAAAACCUCUUACCUUGGACAUUGAAGUCUCAUGUUAAAAGGAACCACCAACUUUCAUAUGUUCUGAGCAAGGAACUUAAACGGUAGCUUUUUUACAUGGCACAUAUUACUUUCUUCUCCAACACUUUGUUUUUGCAUUAUUUAAACCAAAUUGAACAUGUUUCAUUAUUUAUUUGAGGCUAAAUUGAUUUUAUUGAUGUUUUACAUUAAGUUCAAAUACGUGUUAAUUCAGUAUUUUUGUAAUUGUCAUUAUUACAAAUAAAAAUAAAUGUAAAAAAUAGUCUGAUUAAUCGGUAUCGGCUUUUUUGGUCGAAAAAUCAUAAUCGGUAGACCUCUAAUCACAACCAACAUAUUGAAUUAAACUUGGAGUCACGCGUGAUGACAUGGUGAGUGUUCCUCCCACUUUGGAAACCAUGCAUUUUAUUCAGCUACAGAUGAAAUACAUUAUGAUGAACUUCACGGGGUGGUGAAAGUGCAAGGUGAUGAGCUUGAUGCUCCUUUCAAUAAAUAUUGAGGGUCUUAUUCUGGUGACCAGAUGAUCAAGGCAUGGAUGCUAUUUGACAAAUAAAAAUAAUAUCACACCUUUGUCCAUAAUAAUCUGAUCAUGUAGUAAACUAAACCUGCACUGUAUCUGCAAGCUGUUAGCUAGAGCACACGUGCCAAUACCAGAGUGGGCACAUUUGCUAUACAUAUGCAACAUUUUUAGUGACAAAACCAUCAGUAGGCCUUGAGUUGAAAAUGAGAUGGAAACCCAUUGAAACUUGUAUUUUUUAUUUGGUGCAUGGAAAUGUAACCUUAAAAGUAUUGUUUUUUUGUACACUACGUAUUUACACACAGACUUUUAUCCGCAACAAGUCAAUUUGAUGGAAACACAACUCUGAGGGGAAAAUGUGCAUCGUGUUUUUAUGCAGAUUUUAGAAUAUUUGCAUGAAAAUCUGUCGCAAUUUUAAUGGAAACCUGGCUAUAGACAUCCUAUAGCAGGGGUGUCAAACCUAUUUUUCCUGUGGGUCACAUUUGGUCGAGGUCCGGAGGGCUGCACUGAAAAUUGGUUAUAUUUCCUUGCAGUCAAAAUGUGCAAAAUUAUUUAGUCUAUCCAGUGUUUUCUUCAUUUUAGAUUAUCCCUGACUGUCUAGUGAUUAUUAGCGAGCUGGACUGUCAAGAAUAAAAGUCCAUUAUUUAUUUAUUUAUUUAACCAUUAUUUAACCAGGUAGGCAAGUUGAGAACAAGUUCUCAUUUACAAUUGCGACCUGGCCAACAUAAAGCAAAGCAGUUCGACACAUACAACGACACAGAGUUACACAUGGAGUAAAACAAAUAUACAGUCAAUAAUACAGUAUAAACAAGUCUAUAUACGAUGUGAGUAAAUGAGGUGAGAUAAGGGAGGUAAAGGCAAAAAAGGCUAUGGUGGCAAAGUAAAUACAAUAUAGCAAGUAAAACACUGGAAUGGUAAAUUUGCAAUGGAAGAAUGUGCAAAGUAGAAAUAAAAAUAAUGGGGUGCAAAGGAGCAAAAUAAAUUAAUUAAUUAAAUACAGUAGGGAAAGAGGUAGUUGUUUGGGCUAAAUUAUAGGUGGGACAUGUACAGGUGCAGUAAUCCGUGAGCUGCUCUGACAGUUGGUGCUUAAAGCUAGUGAGGGAGAUAAGUGUUUCCAGUUUCAGAGAUUUUUGUAGUUCGUUCCAGUCAUUGGCAGCAGAGAACUGGAAGGAGAGGCGGCCAAAGAAAUAAUUGGUUUUGGGGGUGACUAGAGAGAUAUACCUGCUGGAGCGUGUGCUACAGGUGGGAGAUGCUAUGGUGACCAGCGAGCUGAGAUAAGGGGGGACUUUACCUAGCAGGGUCUUGUAGAUUACAUGGAGCCAGUGGGUUUGGCGACGAGUAUGAAGCGAGGGCCAGCCAACGAGAGCGUACAGGUCGCAAUGGUGGGUAGUAUAUGGGGCUUUGGUGACAAAACGGAUUGCACUGUGAUAGACUGCAUCCAAUUUGUUGAGUAGGGUAUUGGAGGCUAUUUUGUAAAUGACAUCGCCAAAGUCGAGGAUUGGUAGGAUGGUCAGUUUUACAAGGGUAUGUUUGGCAGCAUGAGUGAAGGAUGCUUUGUUAUUAUCAUUUCUACACAGUUUCGAUUUGCUUUUAGUCAUUUUAAAGUAUAUUGGGUUCACCCCUCCCCUCCCCCCAAAAAUAGUUUUUGUUUCAGUUGUAUUUUAUUUUAUAGCCUUUUUUUUUUUUUAAAUACUCAAGCUACCCACCGGCUGAUCAAUCAAUCCAAUUUAUUUAUAAAGCCCUUCUUACAUCAGCUGAUGUCACAAAGUGCUGUACAGAAACCCAGCUAAAACCCCAAACAUCAAGCAAUGCAGGUGUAGAAGCACGGUGGCUAGGAAAAACUCCCUAGAAAGGCCAAAACCUAGGAAUAAACCUAGAGAGGAACCAGGCUCUGAGGGGUGGCCAGUCCUCUUCUGGCUGUGCCGGGUGGGGAUUAUAACAGAACAUGUCCAAGAUGUUUAAAUGUUCAUAGAUGACCAGCAUGGUCAAAUAAUAAUAAUCACAGUGGUUGCCGAUCAUUCAGAGUAUCUCUACCAGUCCUGCUGUCUCUAGAGAGUUGAAAACAGCAGAUCUGGGACAGGUAGCACGUCCAGUGAACAGGUCAGGGUUCCAUAGCCGCAGGCAGAACAGUUGAAACUGGAGCAGCAGCACGGCCAGGUGGACUGGGGACAGCAAGGAGUCAUCAUGCCAGGUAGUCCUGAGGCAUGGUCCUAGGGCUCAGGUCCUCCGAGAGAGAAAGAAAGAAAGAAAGAGAGAGAGAAUUAGAGAGAGCAUACUUAAAUUCACACAGGACACCAGAUAAGACAGGAGAAAUACUCCAGAUAUAACAGACUGGCCCUAGUCUCCGACACAUAAACAGCUGCAGCAUAAAUACUGGAGGCUGAGACAGGAGGGGUCAGGAGACACUGUAAAGGCAACAUGCAACAAUUUCAAAGAUUUUACAGUUCGUAGAAGGAAAUCAGUCAAUUGAAAUAAAUUAAUUUCACAUGACUAGGCAGGGGCGCAGCCAUGGGUGGGCAAAGGCCCACUCAUUUGGGAGCCAGGUCCACCCACUGGUGGGCCAGGCCCAGCCAACCUGAAUGAGUUUUUCCCCCACAAAAGGAAUUUAUUACAGACAGAAAUACUCCUCAGCAUCCUCCCUCCACAGACGAUCCUGCAGGUGAAGAAGCUGGAUGUGGAGGUUCUGGGCUGGCGUGGUUACACAUACUCUGUGGUUGUGCAGUCGGUUGGAUGUACUGCCAAAUUCUAUAAAAACCUUGUUAGAGGCGGCUUAUGGUAGAGAAAUGAACAUGGAUUUAUCUGGAAACGGCUCUGUUGGACAUUCCUGCAGUCAGCAUGCCAAUUGCAUACUCCCUCAAAACUUGAGACAUCUGUGGCAUUAUGUUGUGUGACAAAACUGCACAAUUUAGAGUGGCCUUUUACUGUCCCCAGCAUAAGGUGCACCUGUCUAAGGAUCAUGCUGUUUAAUCAGCUUCUUGAUAUGCCACACCUGUCAGGUGGAUGGAUUAUCUUGGUAAAGGAGAAAUGCUCACUAACAGGGAUGUAAGCACAUUUGUGCAAAACAUUUGAGAGAAAUAAUAUGUUUGUGUGUAUGGAACAUUUCUGGGAUAUUUUAUUUCAGCUCUUGAAAAAUGGGACCCACACUUUACAUGUUGCAUUUAAAUUUUUGUUCAGUAUAUGUAUGACACAUAUAAAAUCAAGAAUUAAAUCAAUCCAAACUGUGCAGCAGCCAUUUGAUGAAUGGGAAGAGACAUCUGUUACUAAACCAUGUAGGGAGGGAUGUAUUUUCUGUUUGUCGAGAUUGACAAAGUCUACUUAUUGUGGUGUUGAAAACGCAAAACGUGAUAUUGAAGAGCCCAAAGUCAGUAUGCUCUGUUUAUUGGUUGUGUGGUGCAUUGGCACAGAAACCAUUUGGUGUAAAAUGUGUAGCAUAUAUUUUAUACAAUUGUAAAUAUGGCAUCGAAAUGUUAAAAAUCUGAUUUCCCCCUAACUAAUCAUCGUCUGCAUCCGGCUCUGAUCGCAUUGUCACGAAACAGGCAGGGAGAGUGAGCUCGUUAGUGGUGGUUGGCAAACCCUUAAACUUCUGGCCCGUAGCCCUUACGUGGCAUCGACUGUGCCACAAAAGCAUGCUGAAGUGGCAAAGUCGAAAUCCACGUUUAUAAACACAGGGUCACUACAGUUAUGGUUAUUUGUGGUCGUAAAAAUGAUUCUGAGUUCAUUCUAUGCUGCUGAGAGCAGUUCUCCCUCUCUGUCACACUUAGCGACCGUUCUCUCUGCACAGUGUUUUGGGAAACGCAUGUUACAUCACUCGUAGACCGGGGACUUUCCACUCUUCUACCUAAAUCACUACAAAACCUGAACACCGCCUCCGUCUCACUUCGGGGGGUUGUGUGUGAUAAAAUAACCCGCUGAAACCCGUAGAGAGAAACUAACUCUUAGUGUCAACAGGAUACAUGUAAUGGAGGUCAGUUAAAAAGGAGCUAAUGGUGAGAUUUAUUAGAGCCAUUGAAACCAGCCCAGAUGGGACCACUGGAUCCAGAGAUACAAACUGACAUUUAUAAAAUACAACUUAUGAGAGAGAGAGAGAGAGAGAGAUGAGAUGAGAAAAGAGCGAGAGAGAAAGGACAGGAAGAAAUCGACUGAGGAGGAGGAGAGAGAGGGAAAGAGAGACCACGUGAGGUCAAGGAUGGCUAGCAGACUACUGUGAGAACUCCAAAACUGUCUCUCUCCCAUUGUCUCUGUGAGCUGCCUGUUCACUGUCUGGGCUUGUAUUUGUGUUUGUUUGUGUUCAUAGUUCCUGACCAGAGACAUGUCUCUCACUGUGUCCAAACAAAGACUUACAGUAGAGACAUCCUGGGAUGCCUUUUUGUACUUGUGCUUUAGUGGUCAGUGGGAAGAGACUAAUGGUCAUGUAUCGUUGGCUAAGGUUGGUUAUGCGGCGUCACUAUGGCGACAGUGAUGGAUGGCUGCAGUUUUGCCACAUCACCGCUCCUUGUUGCUGCUCAGCAGCACUGUAACAUCGAGGAAAACGUGUCUCCUAUAGACAGACAUUCUCAUCGCAUGGCCAAAGGUCUGUUGAAACCAUGGCUUCCUUCCAUCAACCCGGCUGACGCAAAGCAACGUGAGCUUGUGUCAGCAAGACUAUCCUUUCCAUGGCUUCAAGUUCACAAAACAGCUUGAUGAUUAACAUAAUGUAACAGUUUAUUAAAACAGCAUGGGGCAUCAUUCUGCAUUGGAACUUUGGGUUUAUCCAAACCAUGGCUUCACCGGAACUGUCAACUCUCAUUGGAACUCAAAAAACCCCAGAGUGGGUGAAAUCAACUUCUCACUCCCCAGUGGAACCACACUCUAGAGUGAUGCUGUUCCGGGAGGUUUUGGGGCGGAGUUUGUGUCAUUCGAUGGAGCGAUUGGUGGAGGUGGAGCAGGAGUACCCUGGAGGGGUGGAAUAUAUUUUUAGCCCUGCCUGCGUGCCCCUGUGGCGAUGCGCUGGUUGCUGUGGAGACGAGAACCUGGAGUGUCACCCCACUCUCACACGUAACGUCACCAUGCAGUUGAUGAGGAUAACUCCGACUGAGAGGACAGGACAGUAUGUGGAGCUGACGUUUGUGGAGCAUCAGACCUGUGAGUGCAGACACAGGAAGAUGCAUUUGAAUGAGAGCAGUCCCAGAGUCAGGAUCCAUCCCAGGAGGAGGAAGCACAGGAAAAGAUCCAAAGACUGUGGCAAGUGUCAGCACCCACACAGUUAGUAGGAUACUUGGAUCCCGUCCUUCCAGUCCGCUGUCCAAUCACCACUCAGCUGUGGAAUGAAGACAGCAUAGGGCGUACCACACACCUACUUGUUUACCCCCCAGAUACACAAAUGCCUAAACUCAUUGUCCAUGAAAAUACACUAACCCCAAACUGCAAUUUAUACCAGAGUAAUAACAACCUUAGUUUUCUGAUACUGGAUACCCAAUAUCAGCCUUGAGAAUACUUUUACGCAGAUGAUUUCCCACUGUAAUAGCAGAUACAGUAGCUCCACCUCAUGGACAUAGAGGAGAUGGACAGAGGGGUGGCAGGACAGGAGAUAACCAAUCGCCAAGGGACAAAGGGACUAAGCCGCACCUUACAGGCAGUGUUCUUGAAAAGCAGUAGGCCAAUACAUGGAUUUAGCUUCAAUCGAGUAUGGAACAACAACGAAGGAGGCUGAAACAGAUGCAGAAUGGGUGUGGACUGAACUCGGGAGUGAACAGACACCUUCACAGUAUACCUCUCUCCAUGAUGAUCGCAUUGCAGUAGAGAAUGGUCUGAACUGAAGUGCAUGAUCAAAGGGAGGGAUGGACAUAGUGUAGGUUAUAUCAAGACCUGUAAUGUUUAUAUCUCUUAACUUUCAUCAAACAGAGAAUAAUAACACAUCCACAUGGAUUCCACUGUAUUAUAUAUGAAAAUGAAAUAUAUUCAAAUGUAAAUAAGUUUAUAGCGAUCACUGUAUCAGAAACGGCAUCUGGGAAUUACAUUUGGAGUUGUUCAUGUUAGAAUUACAUCUUUGUCUUGGGAGUGUGCUGUGUUCAUUUACUGAGUGUCAUGAUGUGUCUGACUGACUCUCUUGAAAAGGAGUAAAUAUAAGAUUUUCCUCAGGUGGGUCGUUUCGAUUGUGUGUGUGUGUCCUGAUGCCACCCCUUGAAAACUAGUAUGUCAUGUAACAGCACACUAUGGUCUCACAUCACGGAUUCCCCAUACAGGCGAAAUGCCAGGAUUCCACUCGUUACCACAAACAUAAAGUCAAAAUUAGCUAUAUCGUGAAAAUUCAUGAAAACAAAAAUGUGCUUUAUGGUCAGGGUUAGUCCUAAGGUUAGGGUUAGGCAUAAGGUUAGCAGUGCGGUUGGGUUUAUGGUUACAUUUCUAACAAAUUGUAGAAAUGGGUGUUUAUAACUAAACCAAGACAGACCACAGCCUGUCGUUUCAAACGGAAACAAAUUAGACAUAGUGAGAAGAACAAACAAGGAUGUGGCCAGAGCCGAGCACAAGCUAGUGAGAUGAUAUUGGCUCGUUCUAGAACAUAUCUGCAUAUUUCCGUUAGGGGACGCCUCCUUUGUAAAUUCUCCUUUGCACUCCUUUUAAACAACACAAUUUGUAUUAUAAACGUUUUUUUUU
Messenger RNA from Oncorhynchus keta (chum salmon), 9040 nucleotides. RefSeq names its product vascular endothelial growth factor A-like. The transcript has 7 exons. Gene Ontology annotation, molecular function: growth factor activity; vascular endothelial growth factor receptor binding; chemoattractant activity. Gene Ontology annotation, biological process: vascular endothelial growth factor signaling pathway; positive regulation of mast cell chemotaxis; vascular endothelial growth factor receptor signaling pathway. The record is from RefSeq and is a predicted model, not a curated record. Gene Ontology annotation, cellular component: membrane. The coding region runs from base 7165 to 7653 and encodes 162 amino acids. Lineage: Eukaryota; Metazoa; Chordata; Actinopteri; Salmoniformes; Salmonidae.